Molecule: messenger RNA, 726 nt
Organism: Penicillium canescens
Lineage: Eukaryota; Fungi; Ascomycota; Eurotiomycetes; Eurotiales; Aspergillaceae
Product: Acyl-CoA N-acyltransferase
Exons: 2
Coding region: 1-726 (241 amino acids)
Molecular function (GO): acyltransferase activity, transferring groups other than amino-acyl groups
Source: RefSeq, a predicted model, not a curated record
AUGGCUGAUCAAAACAUCAACGUCUUUCCUGGGUUCGCAGUUACCGACAAUCAGCUGAAGGAAGCCGCCGCUCUAUUUCGUGAUAACUACGGAGUAUGGGGCAAACAAACCAAGCGAGCAGGUCAGCGCGUGGCUUUGUCCCCCGACCGCAUGCGAGAACAGUACCUGCCUUCUACCGCAACGACUGCUUAUGCCAGAGUGGUUGUCGAUGGGACCCUCGCAGGACAUGCUUUUGCUUGCAGAUGGCGCCAUAAGGGCUUAAUGGUGUGCUGGAUCACUCAACUUGUUGUGGACAAAAGCUUCCGCAACAUUGGACUUGCAACAACCCUCCUGAAUGCGUUGAGGUGCGACACUGAUAAUAUCUACGGGAUCAUGAGUUCCCACCCUGCCGCUUGUCUCGCUGCGGCGAAGGUUGUUUGUGGUGCUAUCGAGAGGGUUCCGCUCGACUACAUUGUCACGCAGGCAGAUGAAAUUCUCAAAAGCUCCCCUAUUUCCUACAUCCGCGACGCCAAGCCGCAUGGCACUUUGUUCAAGGAUGAGAGUGAGAUGGUUUCUGGAGUAGACACGGGGUUCUUUGUCGACCAUGAUGAACCCAACGCAGCUCUCGAAGCGAUCAAGAACGACUUGCCCUGGCCCCUAGGGGAUCUCGCCGAAGGCCACGAAUUUCUGCUCAUUAUCCAGCACAGAAGCCGUUCUAGUCGUCUGCUACAGACACAGGCAGUAUGA